AUGCACCCCGCUGCCGCCACGCUCUACACGCCCAUUUACUUUGCCAAGCCGGCCGCCGAGCCCGAGCCGCUGCGCCAAUCGAUUGAGCGCUUCUCCCCUGUCGUCGCGGGCGGUGGUGCCGACUGGGUCUCGUCGCUGGACGGGUGCGAAGCGCUCGUCGCCGACCUGAGCGGGUGCGACGCCACGGUCGGCGCGGAGGUGGUGUAUGCGCUGCACACCCGCCGCAUCCCCGUGCUCUGCCUGCGCCGCGCGGGCGCGUCCGAGCUGCCCGCAAUCGAGGCUCUGGCGCAUCCGCUGCUGACAUGCUCGGUGUACGCGGGCGCGGCAGAGGCGGCGCUCGCGGUGGAGCGCUUCCUCACGCCGCCCGCCCAGCCCGGCCGCAUCUUCGUCGUCGAGGGUGGCGACGGCGCGGGAAAGCAGACGCAGACGGCGAUGCUGCGUGCGCGGCUGGAGGGGCUGGGCUACCCCGUCUCGAGCAUCGACUUCCCGCACGACGCGGCGAUGCACGGCCGCCUCAUCCGCACCCUCCUCUCGGGCGCCAAGGGCGGCAUCAAGGCUGUCAACCCGCUGCUCUUCGCCUCCCUCUACUCGCAGAACCGGUUCGACGUGACGCCGCUGCUCACGCACUGGCUGCGCCGCGGGGACAAUGUGAUCUUGGACCG
This is a messenger RNA of Emiliania huxleyi CCMP1516, 662 nucleotides long. RefSeq lists its product as hypothetical. The annotation marks the transcript as partial. The transcript has a single exon. The record is from RefSeq and is a predicted model, not a curated record. Gene Ontology annotation, biological process: dUDP biosynthetic process; dTDP biosynthetic process; dTTP biosynthetic process. NCBI's taxonomy places the organism in Eukaryota, Haptophyta, Isochrysidales, Noelaerhabdaceae. Gene Ontology annotation, molecular function: dTMP kinase activity. Gene Ontology annotation, cellular component: cytosol; cytoplasm; nucleus.